This is a messenger RNA of Nannochloropsis gaditana CCMP526, 314 nucleotides long. RefSeq lists its product as uncharacterized. The record is from RefSeq and is a predicted model, not a curated record. The transcript is spliced from 2 exons. The annotation marks the transcript as partial.
CUGAAGACAUCAUGAUGUUCGGCAAGCGCGACCUGGGCUUGGCCCUUUCAGACAAGGUCGAGGACAACGUGCUCACGCACACCCAUGACGACACGGCCGCAGACGUGGGGAGUGAGGCCGCGCGUGCCAAACGGGAUCCCACGCGCAAGAUCCAGCGGCUGCGACCCGGAGAGAUGCCUGCCUGGGUUGAGGCGGAGGAGGAGGAGGAAGGCUUUGCGAGGGCGCGUCCUUCUUCAACCGGGGCCGCGCGUGGUCCUAGCCGGUGGGAGGAGGCCAAGGAGAAACGUGGAGGGGAGGGAGGAGGGGAGGAGGAG